Molecule: messenger RNA, 3702 nt
Organism: Didymosphaeria variabile
Lineage: Eukaryota; Fungi; Ascomycota; Dothideomycetes; Pleosporales; Didymosphaeriaceae
Exons: 3
Coding region: 1-3702 (1233 amino acids)
Biological process (GO): positive regulation of establishment of bipolar cell polarity regulating cell shape
Cellular component (GO): plasma membrane of growing cell tip
Source: RefSeq, a predicted model, not a curated record
AUGAGGGACCCGUUCUCCUCACUGCUGGCGUCGCGCGCCGGCAAGCUCGCCCUCUCGCUACUCCUGGCCUCGCCAGACCUAAUAUCUCGAACCAACGCUUUCACUUUCAACCCCAUACCCUCCCCUAAUAUCGACAUCCAAAGAUUGGGCCGCGUCGCCCUUGCCGGCGACUUCGACUCAAUAUCGCUCUACGAAUACGAAGGACAGAACCAGGACGCCGCGACCAAUGGUCUCUACUCUCGAUUUCCAAAUGGCUUGUUUGCGAAAAUACAAAAGACUGAUGGUGAGGUCAGGGCCAUGUGCAGGUAUACCAAUGACGAUCUGGACGCAAUCGUCGUAGGAGGCAACUUCACUAGCGUCGACGGCGAGUCUACCCCAGGAGGCAUUGCUCUCAUCGACGUAAAUACGGGAAAUGUGACAGCCACAACCGGAUUGACUGGGCAGGUCAACGCUCUCUACUGCGACGCUACCCGCCAACAAGUCUAUGUCGGAGGCAUUAUCGAUGGCGGCAAUUCCACCAAUGCCAUAAUAUGGAAGGCAGACAACAGUUGGGCGAAUCUACCGUUCAAAGGUUUCGAUGGGACGGUCCAUUCUAUCGUUCAGGGUCCAAACAACACCAUCGUCUUUGGAGGACAGUUUCAAAAUCUGAAUGGAAUCAAUCUGUCCGGAAACGGCACCGCAGAAAACAAUACCCAGUCUUUGCCGAUCGGAUCUGCGACUAUAACGGCUCAGACCAGCUCAGGACAAGCAGGCUUCACCGAUCCCAAGGCCAUCGUCUGCAAGGACGAUACCAAGAUCCAAGGUUCCGGCUCCACAUGGCUCCUGGCAGACAACAGUGCCGGGUUCUGGAAGGCGGAGUUCGGUUUCGGAUUUCAGCCCACUCAACUCCAACUGCACAAUACCAAUUUCGAGGGUCGCGGUACCAAGGAAUUCCGUUUCACUGCCCUUCCGGAUGGUGGCAUCAUGAACUUGACCUACAGCGAUCCUAGCACCGGAGAGCGCAAGUUCUGUGACGCCACCUGCCCCCUACCGCAAGGAAACACGAGUGCUCAAGUGUUUGACUUCGUGAACGUUGUGGGCAUGAAUACAUUUCGCAUUGACAUCUCUCAGUGGUAUGGCGAUGGUGGAGGUCUUAAUGGGAUCGAACUUUUCCAGACCGACGUUUACGCCUAUGCCAUUCAAGAAUUCAACGCGCCGAAAUGUGGAGGUGCUACAAGCGGUGGUCAAGCGACUGCCGUGGGCAACUGGCAGUCUACCCCUUCUCAUGACAGCAACUCAAAAUACCUCACUGCGACCCUCGACACUGCUGACUACUCACCAAAUUCCACCUAUGUUGUCUUUCGACCGGACGUUCCACAGUCCGGUAAUUACACCAUCAAGAUGUACACUCCUGGCUGCCAGGGUGAUGGGACAUGUGGUACUCGUGGCCGAGUCAACGUGACUGGCUUCAUGGAAUCCGGCUCUGGCCCGACCAGCGUUAUAUUGGCCCAAACAAACGAUUUUGACAAGUACGACGAAGUUUACAACGGCCAUGUCGACGUUACCAACGGUUUCCGUCCUGAAGUCACCCUGGCUCCUGUUGCUGGCCAAAACCCCGGCACAAAUGUGUUGACAGUAGUCGCCCAGAGAGUGCGCUUCGAGAUCCGCACGGCACAGGACAAUGGCACAGAGAUCAAUGGCCUGUUCGAAUAUGAUCCCGACCAGCAGAUUACCAGUACGAACUUCACUGCUACCACCAUCGACAAAGCUGGCGCAAGCCUCAAUCCGCAAAGCUCGGCCAUUGUCAACACCCUGGUAACAUCGGACAGUCGACUGUACGUUGGGGGAAACUUCACGAAUGGAGACGGGCUCAACUACAUAUUUGCCGUAGCUGACAGUGGACCUACCAAGCUCAGCGGCAAUGGUCUCAACGACCAAGUCGUCACCAUAUACCAAAGCGGAUCGACCCUCUACGUUGGUGGCAACUUCACUAAUACCCAGGACAAUAGCAAUGGCGACCUGGGUCGUGUUGCUGCUUAUUCUGACGAUAAGUGGCAAGCACUCGGCGCUGGUGUCGAUGGCCUGGUCACUUCCAUUGUCCCUAUUUCGAAUUUGACCGGCAAUGCGACUGAGGAUGUUCUAGCCAUCACCGGUGAUUUCGAGAAUGUGCGUGCUUUUGGCGACAACCCUUCCUUUUCCGCGGAUGGAUUCGCUAUAUGGGUACCAUCUCAAAACAACUGGUUGCAAAACCUGGACCUUACAACAAUUGCAAUCUCAGGCAGUAUCACGACGUUCGCCCAAAUGAAUGAUACCGAUCGCUUCUACGCAGGCAGCAUCAGCUCGCAAGGUUUAGGCGCAAGCGGAGCUGCUGUGCUGAACAGUAACAACACUUUGAGCAGCCUCGGGAUCAACGUUGACCUUGAGCAACAGCAGCAAGCGUCGCUACGCAAGCGAGCGUUGACCGCAGGCCAGAAUGUUACAAACACUGGGAUCUCCACUGCUAUCUUCCACAAGAAUGGUGACAAUAUCGACAAGACGGUCCUUGCAGGUCACUUCGCUGUCACAGACAAAGAUGGUCAGAACAUCACUAAUGUCGUCAUUAUUGACAGCAACAACGCGAUCACCGGUUUUGGCGAUGGGGUAGACUCGAAUUCGACUUUCGGCGCUCUUGGUCUGCUUGGUGAUGUCCUUUUCGCUGGUGGCCUAGUCACUGGCAAGGUCGGAGACAGCAGUGUAGCCGGGGUGGUUGCGUACGAUCUCGCCAACAAUAAGUUUCAAGACAGCCAGCCCCCUGCCCUCCAGGGCACCAACGUCACGGUCAACGUCAUCGCCCCAAGACGCAACUCUCAAGACGUCUUUGUGGGAGGUCAAUUCGACUCAGGCGGAGCACUGAGCUGUCCAGCUCUCUGCGUUUGGGACAACGAACGUAAACAGUGGAACACUCCUGGCGCAGACAUCUCUGGUGUUGUCACCAACCUGCUAUGGGUCUCGGAUACCAAGGCAUUGAUUGCAGGUGACCUCACCGUUGGCACCAACAAGACCAAAGUCUCCACGUAUGAUUCUACAAACAGUCAGUUCCAGGAAGUUGCAGGAGCUGGCGCCCUCCCCGGGACAGUGGACGCUCUUUGCCCCGCCAACCUGGAUGGCUCUCAGAUGUGGGCUGCUGGUAAAACGAGUGAUGGUAGUACCUUCCUGCAGCGUUUCGAUGGGGGCAAAUGGAAUGCGGUGGAUGAUAAGUUGCUAGGCCCCGGCACUAACAUCCAGGGUCUACAAUCUCUGCCUCUGAGCCAGGACCACCAGAAGUCGGACCUGCUGGAUCAAAACCAAGCUCUGCUGAUACUAGGACAAGUCAACAUCACCGGCUUCGGUGUCGCAUCGGCAGCUCUGUUCAAUGGUACUACCUUGACACCCUUUCUUUUGUCUUCUGCAAAGGGAGGCUCAUCUGGUAGCCUGUCGAAGGUAGUGGCGGAACACGAGGAUUUCUUCAGUGGAGGAGGCAACGGUCUGGCUCUUGGCUUCAUCGUCCUCAUUGCGCUCGCCAUAGCGCUCGCUCUUACCUUCCUACUGGUAGUUGCCGGUAUCCUGAUCGAAUGGUACCGCAAGAGGGCAGCGGGCUAUUCCCCAGCUCCCACGUCAUUCACGGAUCGCGUCGGCAACCAAAGUCGGAUACCGCCUCAAGAGCUUUUCGGCACUCUCCGGGGACCCCAGGCGCCCACGAUAUGA